Molecule: messenger RNA, 5845 nt
Organism: Eurytemora carolleeae
Lineage: Eukaryota; Metazoa; Arthropoda; Copepoda; Calanoida; Temoridae
Gene: Smr
Product: nuclear receptor corepressor 1
Exons: 18
Coding region: 361-5838 (1825 amino acids)
Biological process (GO): regulation of transcription by RNA polymerase II
Source: RefSeq, a predicted model, not a curated record
AAAACUCCCCCUUAGUUCACAGCGGCAGUGUAGAAGGGGACCUACUCCUCACUAGAUUCAGCGCAGUUAAGCAGAGAUCCCAAUCCUGGCAGGAGCGGACAGAGAAUCAUUUUUACUGAAAAACACUAGUUUUUAGAACACGAAAGUUCUUAAAGUCGGAUAAAAAUUGUCUAGUCAAGAUAUUUUUCGGGUCCUCAGUGCAACUAAACGACCAAAAAAUGAUUUUAAAGUCACUUAAAUCAAGUUAAGUUAAUAAUAUUGGUUGCCUGUGCCCUCCGUGGCACCUGGUUAUAAAGUUAGCUAAAAAUGAAACCUGUCUUGUGACCCUUGAAAAAGUGACUUGGAGUUAAGUUCUAGAUCAUGGCUGUUUACUGGCCUCCAGGUAGUCCUUAUCUACCUCCACAAGCUGACCCUGGCGCUUCGCGUCGAGGAGGAGUCGCCACAGCACCGGCAGGGGCUCUUGUACGCCCCGGCUAUCCGCCGGUUACGUUGCCCCCCUCCGCCCUAAGAUAUGUUGUUCCGCCGUCAGCAUACACUGGGGCGAAUGGACAGGUGUAUGUUCGCCAACCACAGGCGGAUUCGAGGAACCCACGGCUGUCAGUGCGAUCCCCUUAUCCUGGAUACUUGAACCAGGACGGAAUCCAAAUGGUUGCGGCUAAUAGUUCUAUCCUGGCACAUACUGGCGGAUACUCCGGCAUAGUUCCGCCGGAUCCGGCGCACCAGAUCAAAAGACCUAGAAUAGACUCCCGUGGAACUCCGAUAGCACCCCUUUCAAUCGAUACUAGGGAAUCCGUUAAGGAGGCUACAGGGUACCAGCCCCAGGUUGAGGCCAUCUCCCCGACACCUGAGGAUCGUCCGGCUGAAAGGGACGAUAUUAAAUCGACGAAGGACGAUCUCCUUCAGAAGAUUUCUAAGGUCGAUCGUGAAAUCGCCAAAGCUGAAUCUCAAAUAGCAAAACUUAAGAAAAAACAGGAAGAACUUGAAGAUGCGGCGAAGAAACCGUCCACCGACUCGUCGGUGGACGAAGAGAAACCGAAUCAGAGCACAGCGCAGAACGUUUAUUCUGAGAAUAGACGGAAAGCCAGUCAGAGCCACGCUUCACUAAACCGGUUUUCCCCCGGUAACCUCCUUCCCUUGUACAACCAGCCCUCCGACACAGAGGUCUACAGCAAAAACAAGAAAGAUUAUACUGUAUUCAAGCGGAAAUUAGUUGAUUACUUCAAGAAGAAAAACGAGGAAAAUGAAACCCGAGACAGGUACAUGACAGUAACGUACUGCAAGCUGACGAGUGUAUGGACGAAGAAGGUUGAUAGAGCCGAAAAUAGUAAAAAGAAGAAGGAGAGAGAAGGAAAGAGUAGAGAAAUGUAUGAGAAAAUGUUCCCAGAGCUUAGGAAGCAACGUGAAGAUAAGGAACGGAAUGAACGAUUGGGAACUCGAGGAACAGUUCGUUCUGAUCAGGAGUUCCAGGAUGUUAUUGAUAGAAUACAGGAACAUGAGAUGGAAGAGAAGAAAAUGCAUUCCUACGCCGUCAUACCGCCACCCUUGCUACCGCCGGAGGACCGCCGGCGAAAGUUUACCAACAACAACGGUCAUAUACCGGACCCAAUGCUAAUCUACAGCGAACGGAAGUUCGUCAAUAUGUGGACGGACGCAGAAAAAGAAACCUUCAGGGAAAAGUACUUGCAGCAUCCAAAGAACUUCUUCGUGAUUGCGCAGUACCUGGAGCGUAAGUCCGUCCCGGACUGUGUACAGUACUACUAUCUCUCAAAGAAGACGGAAAACUAUAAACAGCUGUUGCGUAAGUCAAGAACGAAAGGCGGAACCAGAACCCGGCGCCCCAACAAUCCCACCGGCGAAGUUAUCGCACCCAACGUUCCUGGCGUUGUCACCCGCCGUACAGUACAAGGAUUACAGGAGAAGGAUGGAGAUGGAAAAGUGAACAGUAGAUCUAAUACUCCCCAACCCUCUAGUAAACUGGAUAAGGACUUGGUAGAAGAGAAUUUAAGUGAGAAGGACGGAGGAAAAGGACGUAAAGGUGGAAGAGAGAAGAAGGUUGAUGAAUCCUCGGAUGACGAGGAUACGGUUCAAUCAGUCAAAUGCGGUCCCCAUCCCUGUGUUGUGUGCAAGACGACGGUGGACAGUUCGCGCGCAGUACCUAAAGAGCGUGCAGGUCAACUUGGUCUCAAAGAGGAGGAGGUAACGGAAAACUCGCGCGUCUGCAACAACUGUUGGUGUAAAACCCUGCGGAGUAAGUGUCCCCUCCUGUCCUGCUCAACUGCUGGGAAAGGGAAAAAAUUGCGGCAUCUUCCACAUAAAUGGAAGGAACUUCCUCAAGCUACUAAGGACAACCUCAUUACAGAACUACAAAUACCAUCUGGUACAAAGCAAGUUUGUACAACCUGCUUCGGUCGGAUAAACAAGCGGAUAGGACAGUUGGAGGAGGGAGAACGUAAGGCGGAUAAGGAGGAGGUUAACUGGACCGAGGCGGAGGUUGAUCUCUUGAAGCAGGGUCUUCGACAGCAUGGAAGUCAUUGGGACAAGGUGGCCGCCCUCAUCCCGGAGAAGCGAGGCGACCAAUGCAAGAAGUACUUCUACAGUAUGCGGAAGAAGGAAAAUCUUGAUAAAAUUGUUCAAGAGUAUAAAAAGGCAAACCGUCCUCAAGGUUCGGAGAAGCCGUCCUUGUCGUCGGACGAGGAGUCUGGAAGCAGUACGUCCUCUUGUGAGGACGAGAACAACCAGGACAAGAAUCAGGACCAGAACAAAGAUCUAAAAGCUCCUGAAACUCCUGCAGUUCCUAUUACCCAAACUGCAGCUACUAAGUCUGAUGAAGCUGGAAAGAAAGCUGAGGAGGGAUAUGAUAGUGCUGCUACGAUUAGUGCUGAUGAGACCCUGGAGCAGGAUCGAGGAGCAGGACGGGUUCAAGGGAAAGUGUUCCCAGUCACGGUUACCCCUUCUCCGGCUUCUCAGGCCGGUGCCGGGCCUAUGACAAAAACAAUUUAUGUCAAGGAUAUCAUGAACACAGUCAUAGAUCAGACCCUGAGUAAACCUUCUACUCAGCAUAGAACCGGAGAAGUUUCUACGAUCAAGGAUCUGAUUCAAGAUCCUCCAAUGCUUCAAGGACAUGGAAUCUAUGGAAAGCCAACCCUUGGUUUACCCAGUCAGGAGUUUGAUGUAAGAUCUCAGGGUGGUCUUAGUCAUGGUCAAAUCGCCACCUCUGCUCCAACACACGCUGAAGAAGUUGUUCUCAACCUCACAACAACUAAACGUGAUCGUUCUUCACCAUCUCCACAUCCUGGUCCUAGUGAACCGGUUUUUAGAACUUCAUAUGUUGAGAAUCAUAACCGAGGAGCUCCUGGUUUUGUUCCUACUCCAGCCUCUAGGGGAGAAAAGCCUCCAGAAGCUCAUGGUGACAAGGACAAAACUACGCAUAAAGAUUGCAUGGCUAUAGGAAACCUGAAGUUACAAGAGAUGUAUAAUGGUCGGUCUAUACACUCACCAAGUCAUAAGAUGCAUAGACCCGAUCCUCGUCAGGAUAUUCUUCGCUCUGCUCCCAUCCCCCCACCUCCAUCUCAUGCUGGUAGAAUGGAAGGAUCUGGAUCUAUAACACGGGGUCAACCUAUACCUCCGCUCCCACAACAUUCAACCGGCAGGUUUGAUCUUAAUCAGAUGAAAUCUCAUCAAAAUCCUAGGGGUUCGCUCACCAGUGGAACUCCAGUGUACACUGAUCGCCGCACUGCUGCUGCAUACACCCCGGAGCAAACAAGAUCUCAUCAGCAAACUAUGAUGGAUAUGCAUAAGAAGGCAUCAGCAUACUCUGCUUAUGCUCGUCCUCCAAGCCAUGAUUCUAGAGGUAGCAGUUCAAGAAGUGUGAUAGAAAAUGAUUAUAAAAUUGCUCAAACAUUACCAAGAAAGGAUCAGAAUGAUGAACUAAGAGGAGUUUUUCCUCGCAGCAUUGAUAACCGAGGCAGAGAUGUUCUUGUUGUUGAUAUGAAAAAUGAACCCAGAUUUGAUCCUAGAUCCUAUGGAUCGCAGAGGAUGGUUGUCCCAUCAAAUCCCUACAGUGGAAUUAGAACUGAUCCUAAAGCUGACAUGCCCUCUAGAGAACCUCCUCGUGGAGACCCUAGGGCAGAUCUUCAUGAUCCAAGACUAGAUCAUAGAGCAGCUAUGGAUCCAAGAGCUAGGCAAGCUUUCUCUGCUUAUCCGGUAUCCAUGCCUACGGGCCGAGAGACUGGUAGAAGUUCUCCACCCCGUACCCUUCCACCCAGUAGAGGGCAUACAGGACCACCAUCAUCUGUACCCUCACCCAGACCUGGAUCUAUUACCAGUGGACUUCCCAGGAGCUCAGUUGAGAUUCAUACAAUAUCCAGACAGCCUGAAGUAUCAAUCACUAAGCAACCUGCUAUGCCCACAUCCAGACCGGAAUACCCAACAACCAAUCUGACCAACUUUGCAGAAAUAGCAAGUCAGCAGGCUAAAAUGCGGGAAAAUGAUCAUAGAGGAAAUCCUUCACUGACUGUCACCAGAACUGAGAUAGGUGGUCCAAGUUCAGCACGUAUGUCCCAAGAUUUAGCUAAAGCUGGUUAUGACAACAGGGUUGGAAAAUUUGAUGACAGGAGCAGGGUGGGAAGGGAUUCUUUUAAUGUUAUGCCUGAUCCUAAUCGUAUGGACCCCAAAACCUCUGCUGCAUACAAAGCAUUGGAUCAAAGUAUGACAACCAAGCGUCUAAUUGAUAUGAUUGUGACCAAUCAAAUCAACAAGAAUCCCCCCGUCCAGUUCUCAAAUACUCCUAUGAGUUCUGCUGCCGCUAGCGUAGCUUCCUACUCCAUGCCUUCACGCCCACCACCUCAAUCCUUCAUGGAUGGUAAGGAGUCUCCGAGUAAGAAGACAAGUCGGAGCCCAAGCGUUAAGACAGAAGGGGAGGACAGGUCAAUGCCGAUGCGCAGCUCACCAGCAAUGACCAACUCUCAUCCUGAGCAUGAAAACAUGUUUAAGGAAGAGGCUCAAAAGCAUAGAACAUCACCUUAUCCUGGUCCCUCUACCCAGGCGGAAUCCUUGGAAUAUUGGAAGCGUAAACAGUAUUCAGAUCCUAACUUUAUGCCACGCCCUCCCAGUCAAGGAAGUCUUCCUCGCCCACCUAGUGGAGGCGUUGCCCAACUCUCUGAUGAGAGACAGAUCAUUCGGGUUGCACAGAAUGCUUCUCCCAGACCGGAUAAACCUCCUGGUCGACCUAUGUUGGAGGCAAUAUCUCCUCCAGGCAGUGAUCCCCCUAGGUCUACUCCUAAUUACAAUUACCCGGGAGCUGAACCUAUGGUUAGAUAUUUUGCGGCUGCUCAGCGCAAGCCUCAUGAAGUUGACCCAGCUGCAGCUAAGAGUAGUGGGGUCGUCUUUGAUUAUGUAAAAAACAAAAUUGCUGAGGUUAUGAAGAAUGAUAAGGGAGCUGAAACUGGAAAAUCUCCAACACCUUCUGGAGUCUCAAUGGGACCUCCUAACAAACGACCUCUGGAAAUAGAGACCCGAGGCUCCCCAGCUGCUGACGUUGGAAUGGAAUCUCUCAGAAAGAGAUACAAACCGGAUGAAGCGACUGCCGGUAAUGAUAUGCCGGAUUCUCCCGGAUCUGGUGAAAUGGUUAUAGAUGAGACUGCUCGGCCAGAUUCUGCACAUUCACACAAAACCGAGUCCCCAGCCCCACAUGCUGAUCCAAAUUUAUAUCAGGGAUACAGAAUGGGACAACAACUUCCUCCAAGAUCAUCACCCGGACAAGCAACAAGGCCGCCACCAGCUGCUAAUAGCGCCACGGCCUCGGACCCACGAUAUGAACCACUCUCUGACGACGACUGACGAAUAG